Messenger RNA from Erythranthe guttata (spotted monkey flower), 2106 nucleotides. Its product is annotated as metal transporter Nramp3.2. Gene Ontology annotation, cellular component: membrane; trans-Golgi network. Gene Ontology annotation, molecular function: cadmium ion transmembrane transporter activity; manganese ion transmembrane transporter activity. Gene Ontology annotation, biological process: manganese ion transport; iron ion transmembrane transport. Lineage: Eukaryota; Viridiplantae; Streptophyta; Magnoliopsida; Lamiales; Phrymaceae. The record is from RefSeq and is a predicted model, not a curated record.
CUAUUAUGUUCCAAAAUAACCGGGCCAAAUUACGCAAAGCCCUUUACAUAGCAAAGGUACUAAUUACCGGCACGCAAGUACAAACCCCAACAACUCAAAUUAAUAAGACAAUAAUACCCCCAAAUAAGUCCAGCGUGUCAAGUUCUGAUUGGUCGUCUUCAAUUUUAUUAACAAAACAAAAGUAUGUACAGUACACGUACAUGUAGCGUAACAAACCUCUCCUGCUAAUCUAUAAAUUCGAGAACACGGCCACCACUAAAUCUGUUUCCUGUCACCCUCCACCCCCACGCGCCGCCGUUUCCCAGCAAAAGUACAAACCCCCUUCAGCUAAACGGAAAUACAACAUCGUAUAGUAAUUAGUCCUAUUAAUCCAAUGAAUUCACCCCCACCACAACACCAUGCAGUCUCAAUUUCUGCCCCAGGAUUAGAAUCGCAACAACUACAAUCGCGCGAGCAAGAAGACAGGGAGGAAGAAUCGCACCGUCUAUUGCCCUCGUCGGCGUCCCCUUCGUCCGAAGCCGCUCUCGUUAAAUCAGGGGGAAAUUGCGAUGGCGUCGCCGGCGACGACGAAGAAGCGGCGUACGAUAGCCGGGAGAAGAUCCUGAUCGAGGAUUUCGAAUUGGAUUCGCCGACUUGCUCCACCGUGCCGCCGUUUUCGUUUAAGAAGCUAUGGCUGUUCACGGGCCCGGGUUUUCUGAUGAGCAUAGCGUUUUUAGAUCCGGGGAAUCUCGAGGGGGAUCUUCAGGCGGGCGCAAUUGCCGGUUACUCGCUGCUGUGGCUGCUGAUGUGGGCGACGGCGAUGGGUCUGCUGAUUCAGCUUCUGUCGGCGAGAAUCGGGGUGGCGACGGGGCGGCACUUGGCGGAGCUCUGCCGCGAGGAGUAUCCGUUUUGGGCGGGGAUAGUUUUGUGGAUCAUGGCGGAGCUGGCGUUGAUCGGGGCGGAUAUUCAGGAGGUGAUUGGAAGUGCGAUUGCUAUUCAGAUUUUGAGCCGGGGGUUUCUGCCCCUUUGGGCUGGUGUUCUAAUUACUGCUUCUGAUUGCUUUGUGUUUUUACUACUUGAGAAUUACGGAGUGAGGAAGUUGGAAGCUGUUUUUGCAGUUCUCAUUUCAACUAUGGCGCUAUCGUUCGCUUGGAUGUUUGCCGAUGCUAAGCCAAACAAGACCGAGCUUCUAAUCGGUCUUUUGAUUCCGAAACUUAGCUCAAGAACAAUUCGUCAAGCCGUGGGAGUUGUGGGUUGUGUAAUAAUGCCACACAACGUCUUUCUACACUCUGCUUUGGUACAAUCAAGACAAGUUGACCCGAAAAAGAAAGGUCAAGUCCAGGAGGCAAUCAACUACUACUCCAUCGAAUGCACAGCUGCCCUUCUCGUCUCUUUCAUGAUCAACUUAUUUGUCACAGCUGUAUUUGCAAAGGGGUUUUACGGAACUAAACAAGCAAACAGUAUAGGCCUAGUAAAUGCAGGACAGUACCUUGAGGAAAAAUACGGCGGAGGGUUUUUUCCGAUUCUUUAUAUAUGGGGUAUCGGAUUAUUGGCAGCGGGGCAGAGUAGUACGAUAACCGGAACUUAUGCUGGGCAAUUUAUAAUGGGAGGGUUUCUUAAUCUACGUUUAAAGAAGUCGUUAAGGGCAUUGAUUACUCGAAGCUGUGCUAUUAUACCGACUAUAAUAGUAGCGUUGGUUUUCAAUAAAUCGGAAUCUUCUCUAGAUGUACUGAAUGAAUGGUUAAAUGUGCUGCAAUCGGUACAGAUACCGUUUGCACUUAUCCCACUUCUUACAUUAGUGUCGAAGGAGCAAAUUAUGGGAGUCUUCAAGAUCGGCCCUACACUUCAGAGGGCUGCAUGGACGGUGGCUGCGUUAGUGAUAGUGAUCAACGGGUAUCUUCUGUUCCACUUUUUCUUGUCGGAAGUUGACGGGUUUUUGUUUGGUUUGUUUGUGUCCGUUUGGACUGCGGCAUACGUCGCGUUUGUGGUGUAUCUUAUUUCGCAUAGCAAUAACGAGAUUUGGAAUUGGCUGAGCCGAUUUGUACCGAAUAGAUUUGCUUCUUCUGGAAAUUGAAAUCCAACAAAUUCAACUGAGGCAAAUUUCUUUUACCAGAUGAAAUUUGCUAA